This is a messenger RNA of Pogona vitticeps (central bearded dragon), 1131 nucleotides long. The record is from RefSeq and is a predicted model, not a curated record. Lineage: Eukaryota; Metazoa; Chordata; Lepidosauria; Squamata; Agamidae.
AUGGAGCAAACCUACGGCGAAGUGAACCAGCUGGGCGGCGUGUUCGUCAACGGGAGACCCCUGCCCAACGCCAUCCGCCUGCGGAUCGUGGAGCUUGCUCAGCUGGGCAUCCGGCCCUGCGACAUCAGCCGGCAGCUGCGGGUCUCGCACGGCUGCGUGAGUAAGAUCUUAGCCCGCUACAACGAGACGGGCUCCAUCCUUCCCGGAGCCAUCGGUGGGAGCAAACCUCGGGUCACCACCCCCAACGUGGUGAAGCACAUCCGAGACUACAAGCAGGGCGACCCGGGGAUCUUCGCGUGGGAAAUCCGGGACCGACUGCUGGCUGACGGCGUCUGCGACAAAUACAACGUGCCUUCGGUGAGCUCCAUCAGCAGGAUCCUGAGGAACAAGAUCGGCAACCUGUCGCAGCCUGGAGGACCCUACGACGGCGGCAGCGGCGGCAGCAGCGGCUGCAAACAACCGGCCCCGCAGCCGACGCUGCCCUACAAUCACAUCUACCAGUACCCUUACCCCAGUGCUGUGUCUGCCACGGGCACCAAGCUAGGCAGCCACCCGGGAGGGCCCGUCUCGGCAGCCCACGUCAGUCUUCCCCGCUCUUGGCCCUCAGCUCACUCCGUCACCAACAUUUUGGGCAUCCGCACCUUCAUGGAGCAAAGCGGAGCUCUGGCAGGGACAGAAGGCUCUGCCUACCCUCCCAAACUAGAAGACUGGCCAGGUGUGAACAGGACCACCUUCCCUGCUGCUGGGCAAGGUGUCAACACGCUUGACAAAUCGGCAGCGGAAGCAGACAUUAAAUACCCCCAGCCGCCUCCUGGACUCUCGGCUGUGAGUACUUUCCUGUCCCCUUGCGCCUAUCCCUCCUCAAACCAGUCCGGAGUCUACGGGGGCCCUGGCGGAAGUUACCUAAGUCCGGCCCAUCAUCACUGGCAGACUCAAAGCAGCCCUUUGGGUCACCACCAUGGGCCCAGCGUGGCUUUACACGGCGGAGAGCUGGCGCACACGGUGGCCUUCAAGCAUCCCUCGCGGGAAGCCGGCGACCGAAAACCAGCGACCAGCUCUGGAGGCAAAGCGGCGGCAGAGGCUCUCGCCGGCAUCCAUGGCCUCCCUCCUGUUCCAGCCUCCUCAUCGUAG